UUUAAACACAUAAACAAAAAAACAAAAAUAAGUGAUACCAAAAUAAAAAAGAUGAUUCCAUCUUAUUAUCAUCUAUCAACAGUGUAUAUUUGAUACAUCAUAUCAUCAUAUCAUACUUAACCAUACCCAUAUCUGUAUUAUAACUACUAGAUCCAACUCAACUACCACUUUAGACUCAUAUCUCAUAUACCUUUAAUGUCAGAAUCAGAAAAUACCUUCAGACAGCAGAAAAAUAAUUGGAAUCGAUCAUUUCCAACUCAUAACAAUUCAAGUAACGUCAAUACCAACAAUCAUAAUGCCACCGAACGACCUAUCUUUGCUGAUUGGACUGAUUAUGUGAAAACCAGUGCCAAUAACUUAUAUACUCGAUUACCUAUGACAAAUCAAGAUGCUAAUAGUAAUCAAAUUCAAGAACCUUCAUGGUUUAAAUUAUCAAGAGUUGAAAAGAUUAUCGGAUUUGGAUGUUGUCUUGCAGCUUCAGUAUUAUGUUUUGUGAUUUGUUUUUUUAUGUUCCCUGUAUUAGCAUUAAGACCUAGAAAAUUUGCAUUAAUUUGGACUUUAGGAUCAGUAUUAUUUGUAUUAUCAUUUGGAAUCUUACAAGGUCCAAAUAGUUAUUUAAAGCAUUUAUUAUCAAGAGAAAGAAUUUUAUUUUCAACGAUAUUUUUCAGUUCAAUUUUAAUAACGUUAUAUUGUUCAAUUAUUUUAAAAAAUACAAUAUUAACUAUAUUUGCUAGUAUAAUUGAAUUUAUUGCAAUUUUAUAUUAUAGUUUUAGUUAUUUCCCAUUUGGUGCAACAACUGUAACUUGGUUUACAAGUUAUGUGGUGGGAUAUUUAGGUGGUUUAGUCGGUGGAGUUAUUCUAUAAAUAAAUCUGAUUCAAUCAAUGAAAUCAAAUCAAAACAAAUUAACCUAAUUUUAUUUAAUAAUGUUAUAUAUUUUAAUGUCAUUUUAUUUAAUAUAAACUUAAAUCA
This is a messenger RNA of Scheffersomyces coipomensis, 970 nucleotides long. It is a transcript of the gene SFT2, whose product is annotated as Sft2p. The transcript has a single exon. Bases 196 to 864 code for a protein of 222 amino acids. Gene Ontology annotation, biological process: vesicle-mediated transport. Gene Ontology annotation, cellular component: membrane. The record is from RefSeq and is a predicted model, not a curated record. Lineage: Eukaryota; Fungi; Ascomycota; Pichiomycetes; Serinales; Debaryomycetaceae.